Molecule: messenger RNA, 2592 nt
Organism: Phycomyces blakesleeanus NRRL 1555(-)
Lineage: Eukaryota; Fungi; Mucoromycota; Mucoromycetes; Mucorales; Phycomycetaceae
Exons: 9
Coding region: 1-2553 (850 amino acids)
Biological process (GO): lipid metabolic process
Source: RefSeq, a predicted model, not a curated record
AUGUCGAUUACUCAUGAACAAAUUCACAGCCAUAAUAUACCAAACACGCCUCUAAGCCGACAAUCACCGCCAUUACCCUCCGGAAAACUUAGAUUACAAGUCCUUGACUGCUUCUUAAACGUACCUGUUCAAAGACCAUAUGUGGUCAUCACACUUGGAGAGCAAAAGUAUUAUACCUCUGUAUCCGAGUAUGAACAAGGACGAUGGCAUGAAACUUUUGAAUUAUCUGUGAGUUUUCAUGCCCAGCUUUUUGGGACAAUACAACUAGACUUGUUCGAUAGCUAUAUGCUACUACCCGAUCGGCAUAUUGGAAGAACAGAAAUACGUCUUAGACUAUUGGAAGGAAUGCCGGAAACAUUCACGAGCUAUUACGAAAUUUGGGAUAAAAAACUUUCUACUGGGGCAAGUUCGAGUGUAGGACAGCGAAAAACUCUGACGGCUAAUGUGGGGGCUAUUCAAGUAAAAAUAGCCUAUGUGUACCAGUCCGAACAAACACAACUUUCUGACGGAAGUGAGCAAAAGAAUAACAAUGGAACUUCGGCAGAUAGCAAAGAUGAGCCUCUGGUGUUGAGAGAGCUGAGAAAGACAGAUACUCCUGUAGGCUCAAGCAAUUUGUUGACAGAAGAGCAGCUUGCGACUGAGUUUCAGAGGCAUCUUAAAUUCCAACGUGAGCGAAAGACAGCCGGUAUAAAAUUUUGCAAAUACGAAGAAGGAAGAGAUACACACUUGGGAGAGACGCUCGACUAUCCAGAUGAGAGCGAAUCUGAUUCGGACUCAGAAGAUUCCAAUUCUUUAAUGCGCCCAUUAGCCUUGGGGAGAAUAAAGUCUAGCAGUCUUCAGAGCCAGGAUUCUAAUCUUUCGAAAGAAGAUGCGAAAAAUGCGACCAACAAGGAAUCAACUGUUCACAAGGUGUCUUCCUGGUUCCGCUUUAACAAGCCGUCCUCGUCACUAUCAACAGCCAGUACUGUCGCCGUACCAGACCCUUCAAAUACAAAACCUUCGAACUCUAAGAAGGCUGCAUUUAAUAACAAUGAAUUAGAAUCCGUCAUUUUGAGCGAUGACCAAGAAAAUAUAAAGGCUUACCCUCUCCUUGAAACAAUUGGAUCUUGGACAGUAAACAAAGAAACCAACCAGGUUCUACGGACAAUUGCAAAACUGCUGGCUUCAUUUGGUCAAGGUUUUGAACUUACUAACCUCCAAGUGCUUACUGGGUUUACUGUUCUCGAGAAAUUCUAUGGAGAACUACCCCGAGAGAGAACAUGGGAUCUUGUUGAAGACCUGUCAGAAAUAGAGCUAGCUUCUCAUUUCUGGAAGUUCUCGGUUGCAUCUUAUGGCUGGAAAGGUCUUAAUUUUAUUGGAAAAGGAAACGGGUACCUGUCUGACGCCAUUAGGAAUCACUCUGAUGCAUUGUCGAUUAUUGAAUUUCUGUCGAUCCCAAAAGAAGAUUUACUGGCUUAUGAAUUCCGGACAGCCGAAGCGUUCAGACCAAGCUACUUUAUUACACGCGACCGGACUACGAACUCCAUAGUUCUAGUUAUUAGAGGCACAAUGAGCGUUUUUGACACAAUGACUGAUUUGGUAUGUGAGUACGAACCAUGGAGAGGAGGUUUGAUCCAUAAAGGAAUGAAGUCUUCUGCUAUGUGGUUUUUCCGUAAUGUGGCACCACAGUUAAUUGCCUAUUCAAACGAGCACUCCACUUCAGCACUCUAUAUAGUUGGCCACAGUUUAGGAGCAGCAACUGCAGCAAUCUUAACAAUUAUGUUGAUAGAUUAUCUUGAUGAGUUUAGAAAGGGCACGGAUGUGGAUUUUUCUCUAAAAUGUUUCGGGUACGCUCCAGCGUGUGGUCUAAGUUUAAAUUUGUCAGAAAAGUACAAGGAUUAUAUCCAGUCUUUUGUGUUUGCUGAUGAUGUAGUCAGCAAGCUCAGCUAUGGGUCUAUGAUGGAUGUCAAGGAGCUUAUUAUUGCUAGUGCAGAAGCUGCAAAGACACUUGGUGUUGGUCAAGUACUAUGGGUUGGUAAAAUGGAAGGUGAAAAAUGGAAGACUGCCUACGAAAGAAUUGCAGAGUGUCGCCAGAGAUGCCUGGACUCAAUGGCUAACCCACGCCUGUACGUUGCAGGACAGGUUUAUCAAUUUUGGCUGGAUCCUACUCCCAGUAAUGAAACUCGUAUUGUAAUCGAAAGAACCGAUGCUGAACGAGUGUCUAGAGAGAUUAUUGUUCGUCGGUCGAUUGUACUCGAUCAUUUACCCACCAAUUUUGAUAUUGCUUUCAAAAGAGCGCGGGAAGCUUUGAUGAUGGAAGGAAGCAGCCACACUGAGCCAUCGCAUUCAUUACGACCAGAAGGAAUAUUGGAUCCUACUGAGGAAGAGAAAGCGCACUCACACGUAUUCCCUCUCUCUCAUAGCUCUAGCAAAGAGACUGGGGCUGUACUUGAAGGGGAAAAACGGACUGCAGCGAGUAAUGCUAUUUGGGAUGCUGUAGCAAACUUAGGAUUAAAGGGAACAUCAAAACCCAGUAGGAAUAGUGGGCCAUUGAUUAAUAGAGAUGAAAUAUAGAUGAACAUAUUGUAUCUCAAUCAUUCAAAAUAUCGAUCC